AUGUCAGACGAAGGGCUGUUGCAAAAUGAACAAUUCUUACGAAUCAAGAAAUUGAAUGCGGCAGAAAAUAAGAGACGUUCUAUCAUUGUGGAUGAAGAUGAUUAUGACGAUAGUUUGGGGCCAGCUGAGGACUCACCUCUAGAAAAUGUCAAUGAAGUGUCUUUACCUGAGGGAGUUGUGGCCCAGGCAAACCUUAUACCUGAGGGUGAUACGGAGGGUGAUAUGACUAUUCAGGAAACUGAAGAGAUCGAGGAUUGUGAGAGACCGGCUGUGGUAGUGACUGGUAAGAAGGAUGAGACUCCAGAGCAUCUUUCCGAUGCUGGAUUUACGAUACAUCUUAAACAGCUGCAUGGGAAGGAGAAACUGAGGUUUCGUCGGGACUCGAACCAAAAGAUCUCAUUCUUUGGCGAUGUAGCAUUCGAUUUCAGACCCAGUAUUCUCGAUGGGGCAAUCAGCGAGCAAAUUAGGACUAAAUUUGAAGGUCCUACGCUCGAGAAACAACUGAGAGAGAUUAAAAAAAACGCAAGAGCCUUGACAAAAGAUCAAAUAGUCAUUGAAAGUGACGUGCUUACUCCCAAUUUCUCAGGCUUUUACGUUCUUUUCUGGUUGGCCGUUGCUUUGACUUGUGUUAAAGUUUGUGUCAAUUAUUAUAUUGAACAUGACGGGGAUUUGAGUGACUCUGAGAUUUUGAAAUUCAUGACCACAGACUUAAUUACAGUGGCAUGGGUCGAUUUUUUGAUGUAUUUGAACACAUAUUUUGUUCUCUUAAUCCACUGGCUCUGUAAGCACAAUUACAUCAGGUGGAGUUCCACAGGUUUUACACUAGUAUCGAUUUAUGAACUCGGAUUUGUUGGAUUUUACAUGUUUCUCACGGAAAACGUAUUGAAGUUACAUUGGGUCGCCAAGAUUUUUCUCUUCCUACACUCUUUAGUUCUUUUGAUGAAGAUGCAUUCAUUUGCAUUUUUUAACGGUUAUCUGUGGAACAUCUCAGAUGAGUUGAAGUUUUCCAAAAACGCAUUGGCCAAGUCCAAGGAAACCGCUAAACCAGAAAUUAUUGAGACUCUGAAGAGAAGUAGAGACUUUUGCACAUUCGAACUAGAAUCACAAUCCAAGAAGGAACCUUUCCCUCAAAACAUCAAUUUCAAAAAUUACUUCAUGUACACGAUGUUUCCAACCCUGGUUUAUCAAAUCGAGUAUCCAAGAACAAAGAGAGUAAGAUGGGAUUACGUGUUUGAGAAGCUAUGUGCCAUCUUUGGUACAAUAUUUGUCAUGAUGGUUCUCGCUCAAUCUUACAUGUAUCCAUUGGCCAUCAAAGCCAUCACCAUUAGAGAUUCUCCAUGGACAACGUUGGCUGAUAGGUUGAAGAAAUGGUCCUUCAUCCUAGUGGAUUACAUCCCAGCAUUCAUUGCGAUGUACUUGUUAACUUUUUACUUGAUUUGGGAUGCCAUCCUGAACUGCAUCGCCGAACUGACUCGUUUUGGUGACAGGUACUUUUACGGUGAUUGGUGGAACUGUGUCUCAUGGGAUGAGUUCAGUCGUAUAUGGAAUGUCCCUGUUCAUAAGUUCCUAUUGAGACACGUUUAUCACAGUUCUAUGAGUGCUUUGCAACUAAACAAAAACCAAGCUACGUUGAUGACUUUCUUCUUGAGUGCUAUUGUCCACGAGUUGGCAAUGUAUGUUUUGUUUAAGAGAUUAAGAGUUUACCUGUUCUUCUUCCAGAUGAAUCAAUUACCUUUGGUUGCAUUGAGUAACUCAAGAUUCUUAAAAAAGAGAACUGUCAUUGGUAAUAUUGUCUUCUGGAUCGGUAUCUGUACCGGGCCAAGCAUGUUGUGUUCUCUGUAUUUAACUAUUUAG
Torulaspora delbrueckii is the source of this 1854-nucleotide messenger RNA. RefSeq names its product sterol O-acyltransferase. Gene Ontology annotation, molecular function: ergosterol O-acyltransferase activity. The coding region runs from base 1 to 1854 and encodes 617 amino acids. Gene Ontology annotation, biological process: ergosterol metabolic process. The record is from RefSeq and is a predicted model, not a curated record. The transcript has a single exon. Gene Ontology annotation, cellular component: endoplasmic reticulum membrane. NCBI's taxonomy places the organism in Eukaryota, Fungi, Ascomycota, Saccharomycetes, Saccharomycetales, Saccharomycetaceae.